CUAGAAAGUGGCAUAGACCUUAUUUAAUGUAUUAUUGAGCUGAUGUUACCGCUAACAUAUUUCAGAAUCGGAAAAAAAAAACGGACAAUAAGCAGAGUGAACCGGACGAGUGAACUAUCUUGACUUUAAAAGGAUCUUUGACCCCUCAGAGUGACCCACCAAGACGGCCGGUUGCCUUGGCAACCUAUAUACAACUGCAGGCAGCUGCUAGGGACCGAGUCUAACUAUAUUAAUUUCUUUUUUUUACUUCGUGUCGAAAAAAAGAGAUUUAAUCAGUGGAAUAACCAAACUUGGUCGAGUCGAGUUGGUCAAGUCUUUAAACCGGACUCUUGUGGCAAUGUCCGUGCCUAACAAUAACGUUGCAGCAUCCGCAGGAAAGGCCUCAAAUGUUCACAAGACACCUGGUGCGAAGCCAACCAAAGCUGCAAGUAAGAAAAAGGAUGAGGAGGAGGGUGUGGAUGCCGGUGAAGGACUGGAUGAGAGGGCUCACGGGAAAGCACUUAUUAAACCUGCAGAUCAACUGGAGCUAACUGAAGCUGAGCUAAAAGAGGAAAUCACAAGGAUCCUGACUGCAAACAACCCACAUGCACCCCAAAAUAUUGUCCGCUACAGCUUCAAGGAACGUUCCUACAAGCCUACCCUUGUUGUGGAUCAGAUGGCUGUUCACUUUGUGCUGGAGGGCAGUCUAGUGCAUCAAGACUCUGAUGAGGGUCGAAGACUGAGGGCCAAGGAGGGUGUCCCUGAAGAGGCUACAACAGUCGACACAGGGGUAGGAUCUGAUGAGGAGGGACCAGAAACUAUGUUUUCACCUGUAGAGGACAGACCAGAUAGCGUUGCCUCCAAAACCGACAAGAAGGAGCAGAAACUUACUAACCAAAUCAACUUCAGUGAGAGGGCCUCCCAGACCCUCAAUAAUCCAAUGAGGGAAAGAAGCUGCCAGACUGAACCUCCUCCACGCAGCAACUUUUCUGCCACCGCUAAUCAAUGGGAGAUCUAUGACGCAUAUGUGGAGGAGCUGCAGAAACAAGAAAAAGAUAAAGAGAAGCAGAAAGCCCUACCAUCAAAGAAAGAUAAUGACAAAAGCAGGAUUAUGCUGACAGAGACUCAGAGCAAUGACUUCACCAAAGUGGCAAAAGCAACCCAGAUCUUAGAACGAAUGGUCAAUCAGAAUACAUUUGAUAGCAUAGCACAAGAUUUCAAAUACUUUGAGGAUGCCUCUGAUGAGUUCAGGGACCAGGAGGGCACCCUUCUGCCUUUGUGGAAGUUCCAAUAUGACAAAGCCAAAGGACUGUCUGUCACUGCCCUCUGCUGGAAUAAAAAAUACCUGGAUCUGUUUGCUGUGGGAAUGGGGUCGUAUGACUUCAGUAAACAGGGGCAUGGCAUGCUUGCCUUCUACACAUUGAAGAACCCCUCGUUUCCAGAGUACAUCUACCCCACCAAUUCUGGUGUGCUGUGCCUCGACAUCCAUGACCAGCGUUCCUACCUGGUGGCGGUGGGCUUCUAUGAUGGAUGUGUGGCUGUCUACAAUUUGAAACAGAAGGGACUGGAUCCUGUGUACAAGAGUACAGCUAAGACUGGCAAACACACUGACCCUGUCUGGCAGGUACGCUGGCAGAAUGAUGACAUGGACAAUAAUCACAAUUUCUACUCUGUGUCAUCUGAUGGUCGAGUUGUGUCUUGGACACUUGUUAAGAAUGAGCUUGUCUUUACUGACAUUAUCAGACUGUCACUGAAUGGUGUUGUAUCUGAAGGGGCAGAUGGUUCACAGCAGCCCAGCAUCGCUUGCGGUACAGCGUUUGACUUCCACAAACAGAUCGACUAUCUCUUCCUAGUUGGCACCGAGGAGGGGAAAAUACACAAGUGCUCCAAGACUUACUCAAGCCAGUUCCUUGAGACCUAUGAUGCCCACAGCAUGGCAGUGGAUGCUGUGAAAUGGAGCCAUUAUCACCCAAAGGUUUUCAUCUCCUGCAGUUCAGACUGGACUGUCAAGAUCUGGGACCAUACUAUCAACACUCCAAUGUUCACCUUUGACCUGAAGGCAGCUGUUGGAGAUGUCUCCUGGGCACCAUACUCUUCUACUGUGUUUGGUGCUGUCACAACAGAUGGAAUAGUUCAUGUUUUUGACCUCAACAUCAACAAAUAUCAGGCCAUCUGCCAGCAGUCAGUGGUGGCCAAAAAGAAGACCAAGCUGACUCACUUCGAGUUUAAUCCCAUCCAUCCUAUCGUCGUAGUGGGUGAUGACCGAGGUUACGUCACCAGUUUAAAACUCUCCCCUAACCUUCGCAAGAAACCAAAGGCUAAGAAGGGUCAGGAGUUGCCUAAGGAUCCAGAAGUUCAAGUAGCCAAGAUGGAGAAGCUCCUCAGUCUGUUGAGGGAACCAGAGCAAAGCACAGUUUAACGUGGCCGCCGUGGAUUCUCUCCCCAACACAGAAACAGAAACAUGGAACAAUCUUUCACUCCAUUUCUUUUGCUGAGCGUGUGCAACAGUAAACAACAUUGACAUAACAAGGAGACAAUUUGUAUAUGUUUAUUAAAAAAUGUUUCCCUCUGA
Messenger RNA from Seriola aureovittata, 2551 nucleotides. RefSeq names its product dynein, axonemal, intermediate chain 1, paralog 2 (gene dnai1.2). Lineage: Eukaryota; Metazoa; Chordata; Actinopteri; Carangiformes; Carangidae. The record is from RefSeq and is a predicted model, not a curated record. Gene Ontology annotation, molecular function: dynein heavy chain binding; dynein light chain binding. Bases 338 to 2398 code for a protein of 686 amino acids. Gene Ontology annotation, cellular component: outer dynein arm. Gene Ontology annotation, biological process: outer dynein arm assembly; cilium movement. The transcript has 20 exons.